AUGCCAAACGUUUUCAGCAAGUUGGCAAUACAGGAAUGGGGUUUAUCCAUGGUGCCUCAAGUCAUGAGGCUCAUCAGAGGCUAUGGAAAGCAUCGCAUCACAAUUCAACGCUCCAUUCUGUUUCUGCUGAUAUUUCGUUCCUUGCUAUCCAUGCGACAACUGGUGAAAGCCUUUAAAAAGAGCAACAAUGACCCCGCAUCGAAAAAACGACACCCAGCAACAGCAAACAAGAGCAAGAAAGUAGAGGUGGACAUGACAUUUUUCAAACAACUGUAUAAGCUACUGCAAAUUGUCAUGCCUGGUGUUCGAUCCAAGGAAUUUUGGCUGCUGAUUAUUCAUUCUGGAUUCCUGAUCUUUAGAACAGUCUUGUCAGUAUAUAUUGCUUCCUUGGACGGCAGAAUUGUAAGUGCACUUGUGAGAGGCCAAAUUAGAGAAUUUGUAUUGGGCAUUGUUUGGUGGAUGACCGUGGCCAUACCAGCAACGUACACCAACAGCAUGUUGAGUUACAUGCAGAGCAAGCUAUCCAUUCAAUUCCGUACUCGCCUUACCACCUACAUCCAUGAUCAGUACUUGACCAACAUGACCUUUUAUGCCGUUGGUAACUUGGAUGACCGUAUCAAAAAUGCCGAUCAAUGCAUCACUGUGGAUACCAUGAAAUUCUCCAACUCGUUGGCCGAGCUCUACUCCAAUCUUGCAAAGCCAAUCUUGGAUGUCUUUAUUUACAAUUACCAGCUGACAAGAAGCGUUGGUUUUGAAGGCGUCUUUUUGGGCUCACUUAUCAUCAACUUGUCGUCCGCCGUUAUGCGAAAAUACACACCCUCCUUUGGCAAAAUGGUAGCAGAAGAGCAGAAACUCGAAGGUGAAUUCCGUUUCAGACAUAGCCGAUUGAUCGAGAAUGCAGAAGAAAUUGCCCUGUUUGAAGGUCAAGCGAUUGAAAAGACCGAAUUAGACAAGAGCUAUUAUGCCCUGAUUCGUCAUGUGAAUCGUGUCUUUCGAGUGCGUGUGCCCCAUGGUAUGCUGGAGGAUUUUGUCAUCAAGUACUUUUGGGGUGCCUGUGGUUUGGUGCUUUGCAGUGUGCCUGUCUUCUUCAAGGUGCCUGGCUUGACUGGCGAUACAUCGGUGGGCGGACGUACUGAGGGCUUUGUCACCAACCGUCGUUUGCUAGUGAGCUCAUCAGAUGCUGUGGGUCGUAUCAUGUAUGCCUAUAAGGAGGUUACUGAAUUGGCAGGUUACACUAGCAGAGUCAAUGAUUUACUGGAGGUCUUUGAAGAUGUAAAAGCAGGCCGCUAUCAAAAGAACCUGGUCUCUUCCAUCUCGACAGAAUCCAAUGCAGAGACGCUCAAGGGCCGUGGCGAGGUGGUGGAGAGCGAGAAUAUUGAAUUUGUCAAUGUGCCCAUUGUCAGUCCUAAUGGUGAUGUGCUUGUUUCCAAGUUGAACUUUCACGUGAAACCCGGUAUGCAUCUCUUGAUUGUUGGUCCUAAUGGAUGUGGCAAGUCGUCCCUGUUUCGUAUUUUGGGUGGUUUGUGGCCUGUGUACGGUGGCACUGUACAUAGACCCAGUCAUCGAGACAUUUUCUAUAUUCCUCAAAGGCCUUAUCUUUCCUUGGGCACACUCAGAGAUCAAAUUCUGUAUCCAGAUACCCUCAAAGAGAUGAAGGAAAGAAAUGUAACAGAUCAAGAUUUGUUGGAUAUCCUCAAGGUGGUUCAAAUUGAGCAUAUCGUUGAAAGAGAGGGUGGCUGGGACACUGAAAAGGAGUGGACUUUGGCCCUGUCUGGUGGCGAUAAGCAGCGUAUUGCCAUGGCAAGAUUAUUCUACCAUGCACCUCGUUAUGCUAUUCUAGAUGAAUGCACCAGUGCUGUUAGUAUGGACAUUGAAAAGAUCAUGUAUACGCAUGCCACUGCUCUUGGUAUCUCGCUCUUGACCGUCUCUCAUCGUCCUUCGCUUUGGAAAUACCACAACUACAUUCUUCAAUAUGAUGGUCAGGGUGGCUAUGUAUUUACUAAAUUAGAUGCUCAAAAGAGAUUAGCUCUUCAAGAAGAAAAGAAUGCCAUUGAAGCCAAGUUGCUUGAAGUGCCUAAAUUACAAGCUCGUAUCCAGGAAUUAUCUGAAUUAAACAAAUAA
Messenger RNA from Mucor velutinosus, 2121 nucleotides. It is a transcript of the gene PSY2, whose product is annotated as Platinum sensitivity protein. Lineage: Eukaryota; Fungi; Mucoromycota; Mucoromycetes; Mucorales; Mucoraceae. The transcript is spliced from 6 exons. Gene Ontology annotation, biological process: very long-chain fatty acid catabolic process; fatty acid beta-oxidation; long-chain fatty acid import into peroxisome. The coding region runs from base 1 to 2121 and encodes 706 amino acids. Gene Ontology annotation, molecular function: long-chain fatty acid transmembrane transporter activity; ABC-type transporter activity; ATP binding. Gene Ontology annotation, cellular component: peroxisomal membrane. The record is from RefSeq and is a predicted model, not a curated record.